This is a messenger RNA of Emys orbicularis (European pond turtle), 2567 nucleotides long. It is a transcript of the gene ACSS2, whose product is annotated as acyl-CoA synthetase short chain family member 2. Gene Ontology annotation, molecular function: acetyl-CoA synthetase activity. Gene Ontology annotation, cellular component: cytoplasm. NCBI's taxonomy places the organism in Eukaryota, Metazoa, Chordata, Testudines, Emydidae. The transcript has 19 exons. Bases 196 to 2058 code for a protein of 620 amino acids. Gene Ontology annotation, biological process: acetyl-CoA biosynthetic process. The record is from RefSeq and is a predicted model, not a curated record.
GCGCCGCAGAGCCUGGUGCUGGAGGCCCACGUGCCCAGCCUGGCCGCCUACCGGGAGAGCUACCGCCACUCGGUGGAGGAGCCGCACGAAUUUUGGGAUGACAUUGCUAAGGAAUUUUACUGGAGGAGCCAACACUCUGGACCCUUUCUGAAGUACAAUUUCGAUGUGACAAAAGGAAAAAUCUUUAUUGAAUGGAUGAAAGGGGCUACAACCAACAUCUGCUACAACCUGUUGGAUAGAAAUGUCAAUGAAAAGAAACUUGGGGACAAAAUUGCUUUUUACUGGGAAGGGAAUGAACCCGGGGAUUCCAUGAAGAUCUCAUACAGCGAGUUGUUGCACAAGGUCUGCCAAUUUGCCAAUGUUCUCCGGGAACAAGGCAUAAAGAAAGGAGACAGAGUUUCUAUCUACAUGCCAAUGAUUAUCGAGCUGGUUGUUGCCAUGCUCGCCUGUGCCAGGAUUGGAGCGCUUCACUCCAUUGUGUUUGCAGGUUUCUCAGCAGACUCCCUUUGCGAACGGAUUCUCGAUUCCAAUUGUUCUCUCCUCAUUACAGCAGAUGCCUUUUAUAGAGGUGAUAAGCUGAUUAACCUGAAGCAGAUCGCAGACGAGGCCCUGCAGAAAUGUAAAGACAAAGACUCCCCUUUGAAAAACUGCAUUGUGGUCAAGCACUUGGGAAGGGAGGAGGAGCUGGUGUCAGACGGGAUAUGCAGCAAAUCGCCACCUCUGAAGAGGCUGUGCCAGGAUGUACAGGAAAAAGAGACUGAGAGCUCAAAGAGAUUCCAUCCCAAGACUCCAUGGAAUUCCCAUGUUGACCUUUGGUGGCAUGAGCUUAUGAAGAAUGCCAGCAAGGAGUGUGAGCCUGAGUGGUGCGAUGCUGAAGAUGAGCUGUUCAUUCUUUACACCAGUGGAUCAACUGGGAAACCCAAGGGCGUCGUGCAUACGGUGGGUGGAUAUAUGAUUUUUACAGCUGCUACCUUUAAGUAUGUGUUUGAUCACCAUCCUGAGGACAUUUACUGGUGCACGGCUGACAUCGGAUGGAUAACUGGCCACUCCUACCUCACUUACGGACCUCUGGCAAAUGGGGCAACCAGUGUAUUGUUUGAAGGUCUGCCCAUCUAUCCAGACGUCAGCCGCAUGUGGAGCAUCAUUGACAAGUACCAGGUGACCAAGUUCUACACUGCGCCCACAGCCAUCCGACUGCUCAUGAAGUACGGCGAUGAGCCUGUCAAAAAGUACAGCAGGAAAUCCUUGAAAGUGCUGGGGACGGUCGGGGAGCCCAUCAACCCCGAAGCCUGGCUGUGGUACUAUCGGGUAGUUGGAGAAGAGAGGUGUCCCAUCGUGGAUACCUUCUGGCAGACAGAGACUGGUGGCCAUGUGUUGACGCCGCUCCCCGCUGCCACACCCAUGAAGCCGGGCUCCGCGACGUUUCCGUUCUUUGGUGUCGUCCCUGCUAUCCUGGAUGAAUCCGGGGAGGAGCUGGAGGGAGAAGCAGAAGGCUACCUGGUAUUUAAGCAGCCCUGGCCUGGAAUAAUGCGCACAGUGUACAGGAACCACCAGCGAUUUGAGACCACCUACUUCAAGAAGUUCCCAGGGUACUACGUGACAGGAGAUGGCUGCAAGAGAGAUAAGGACGGCUAUUACUGGAUCACGGGGCGCAUCGACGAUAUGCUGAACGUCUCUGGCCACCUGCUGAGCACCGCGGAGGUGGAGUCUGCCCUGGUGGAGCACUCCUCCGUUUCUGAGGCUGCGGUGGUGAGUCACCCCCACCCAGUGAAAGGCGAGUGCCUCUACUGCUUUGUGACCUUGAGGGAUGGCCAAAAAUUCACCACGGCCCUGAUGGACGAGCUGAGAAAACAAGUCAGAGAAAAAAUUGGACCGAUAGCAACCCCUGAUUACAUCCAGCAUGCUCCUGGUCUGCCCAAGACCCGCUCAGGUAAAAUUAUGAGGCGCGUAUUAAGGAAGAUUGCAAAGAACGACCGAGAUCUGGGAGAUACCUCAACUGUGGCAGAUCCAGCUGUUAUAAACCACCUGUUCAGCAACAGGUGUGAGACUGUGCUGUAGCAGAGCAGCAUGCCGUCCUUCAGACUAGAGACGCCGAAGCACCGAGUCCUAGUAGAGCGGGGCCGUCCGGAGGAGUAUUGUAUUCACUGGGGGAGAGAAGCCAUUACCUGUCAAGUUGAAUGUGAAAUGCCAUCAAUGGGAGAAGAUCGGCUCUCGAGCUGGUCCUCUCGCUGUGUUGUAUCUAGCUGUCUGUGCCUCUGGAGAGGAUGUACAUGAUGUUGUUGAUUGAUACUGCGUAUCUGAAAUUCCAGCCUCGGUCACUCAUUGCAGAAUGACUUACAUCGUUUUCUUUUCCAUCAUUUUAUUCAUGUUUUUUAAAUUGACUUUGUGUAAUGGGCGGGGCCUGGCAUCGUGCCCAGAGUGGGGAUUGGUGGUUUGAUGGCAAAUGGUGUUUUGCUCCCAAACAGUAGUUAUGUGCCUUGGGCGCCAACAGAUUCCUGGCAACAAUCUCUCUAAGUUAAUGCAGAACGACUGGAAUUGCUCUUAAUAAACCAGAGUGUAGUGGGAUU